Messenger RNA from Phoenix dactylifera (date palm), 2032 nucleotides. Its product is annotated as amino acid transporter AVT1C-like. Gene Ontology annotation, cellular component: vacuolar membrane. The record is from RefSeq and is a predicted model, not a curated record. NCBI's taxonomy places the organism in Eukaryota, Viridiplantae, Streptophyta, Magnoliopsida, Arecales, Arecaceae. Gene Ontology annotation, biological process: amino acid transmembrane transport. Gene Ontology annotation, molecular function: L-amino acid transmembrane transporter activity.
GCCGAUGCCAAAAGGAUGCCAAAAUGGAUGCCAAAAAAGCUGUAUAAAUAUGACGUUCCCACCCUUUUGAGACGGACCCUUCUCUCUCCCCCGCCCCCCCUUCUACUGCCAUUUCUGGAGAGCUCCAGAGCCCGUAAAGGAAGAGGAGGAAUGAAGAACUCGGUGUUGGGCCGAGACCUCUUUAUUGACAGCGAGGGGGAAGAAGACGAUGAGGUCGUCGACGAGGAGGAGAUGGGGAAGGAUCGACUGGAAGAGGAGGACAGCGACGAAUCGGACGGCUCGGAUUCGUCGAGCCCGCGGCUCAGCAGCAGGCCCAGCUCCUACAACACCACAUGGCCGCAGAGCUACAGGCAAUCCAUGGACAUGUAUAGCAGCGUUACACCACCGACAGUAGGGUUUUUGGGCACCCCUACACUUAGCAGAUUGUCAAGUUCCUUCAUCACUUCUUCCUUCCGUGGGAAGCACACCCCAGAAAUCAUCACCUCACUAAUUAAGCCCCUCUUAGCCACCUCCGCAGCGGAUCAACAACAUGAAGUAGAAGAAGAAAGGAAGAGCUCUCAUUCACUUCUACUCCCUCCUCCAAUCCAAACAAGGAGGUCAUCUGCAAAAAAGAUUCACAAAGUCUCCCAUGAGUUGCCUAUCUCACGCCAAUGCUCCUAUGGACAAGCAGUGCUCAAUGGAAUCAAUGUUCUUUGUGGGGUUGGGAUCCUUUCGACGCCUUACGCCAUGAAGGAAGGAGGCUGGAUGGGGCUCUCUAUACUGCUCAUAUUUGGAGUGCUUGCAUGGUACACUGGUAUCCUACUGCGCUACUGCUUGGACAGUGAGCCGGGCCUGGAGACGUUCCCAGAUAUUGGCCAGGCCGCAUUUGGCACCACAGGCCGAUUUGCUGUCUCUAUUAUACUCUACCUGGAACUGUACGCUUGCUGUGUUGAAUACAUCAUACUAGAGAGUGAUAAUCUAUCUUCAUUGUUUCCCAAUGCACACUUAAAUAUUGGUGGGCUGCAUCUAAGUUCUCAUCCACUCUUUGCCAUCAUGGCCACUCUCGUCGUCCUCCCUACCACUUGGCUUCGAGAUCUAAGCCUACUUAGUUACAUAUCAGCUGGAGGAGUUAUCGCAUCUUUGCUGGUGGUCUUUAGUUUGUUUUGGGUUGGUUUAGUGGAUCAAGUUGGCUUUCGACAUGGUGGAACUUCACUAAAUCUCUCAGGGAUUCCAAUUGCUGUUGGGUUAUAUGGAUACUGCUACUCAGGCCAUGCAGUUUUUCCAAACAUAUAUUCCUCUCUAAAGAAACCUAACCAGUACCCAUCAGUUCUCUUCACUAGUUUUUCAAUUUGCACCGUGAUGUUUGCUGGAGUUGCUGUCAUGGGCUACAUCAUGUUUGGGGAUUCCACAUUAUCUCAGUUCACACUCAACAUGCCCCAUAAUCUGGUGGUUUCAAAGGUCGCCGUGUGGACUACGGUGGUGAAUCCGUUGACCAAAUACGCAUUGACCCUGACUCCAAUGGCAUUGAGUUUGGAGGAGUUGAUACCAGCAAACCAUCUAAAAUCUCACAUGUAUGCAAUCAUCAUUAGAACAGCUUUGGUGUUCUCCACCUUGUUUGUGGCACUUUCAGUCCCUUUUUUUGGUCUGGUGAUGUCUCUAAUUGGUUCCAUGCUCACCACGCUUGUAACUAUGAUUCUCCCUAGUGCUUGCUUUGCUAAUAAUAUGUUGUUGCAGACUAUGAUUCUUCCUUGUGCUUGCUUUUUGGGCAUUCUCAGGGGUAAGGUGACCUGGACUCAGGUAUCAUUGUGUAUAUUUAUUAUCACAGUAGGAGUCCUCUCCUGUACCUUUGGCACAUUCUCAGCGCUAUCCAAGAUAAUUCAAAGUUUGAGUUGAUCUUUUGUUUGUCAUAUGAAGAUUGUACCCAGUGGCUUUCAAUCAUGUUAUAUUUGUUUAUUGUAUUUUUUAUUUUUGUUUUUCUUAUAAAUUAGGUGUGGGGAUCCUUAUUUGUGUUUUAGUCUGAAGAAAUAAAUUCUACAAAAUUUCCUUACCAAUA